This is a messenger RNA of Brassica rapa (field mustard), 2060 nucleotides long. RefSeq lists its product as uncharacterized. The record is from RefSeq and is a predicted model, not a curated record. Lineage: Eukaryota; Viridiplantae; Streptophyta; Magnoliopsida; Brassicales; Brassicaceae.
CUACUUUGAUAAGUCAAGAAUUCCACUUUAUCAGUGAAGAAAGUUAUUAAAUUGGUUUUUAUAAUCUUUAUAUGUUGGAUCACUUGUUGUAUUGAUCAGUUACACUGGCUGAAGUAGAUCGUGUAUGUAGUAAGACUACAUUUUCUUUAAAGUAGGGUAAAAUAAUAUGAGAAAAAUAUUGAUGCAAUCUUUUUAUGUAAAAUUUAGUUCCUAACAAUUUUCUUAUUUGACUUGGUGUGCAGUAAAAAGAAAACUUAGUAUAAUUUAGAACUUGAAACAUAAUAAUGAUGAAUUUAAGUAAGAAGUCAGUGCAUCAUGAAUAGGUAUAAAUUUCUUUAUCCAAGACUUCUUGAACUAGUUGGAGAUUCCAGUUGAUUUCAUGUGUGACUUUCUUAAAAGUUAAUGUGGAUCCUACGUUAACUCAAAUCUUGAUGUCUAAUAUCAACAUUAAUGAUAUAACAGUUGUUUACACUUUUUUUCUUUUCAGCUUCAGCUUUCUUGAAUCUUCCAUGUGGGGUUGGAAAAUCAUACUCAGAUAUCCUAAGAAAAGAAGAAAAAUAAAUAUUAACAGCAGAGUAAGUACUCAGAACAAUUAAAAGUAAAACUCAAAAGAGGUUAGAGAGAAAGAAAGGUGGUGACGACUUAUGCCAAUAUAACUUUUCUAUAAAGAGAGAGAAAGAAAUAACAAUAAUUAACAAACAAUGAAAAAGAAAGGUGAACAAGACGCACUAAGUCUAUAAGCUGCUUGAGCACAGAGAGAGAGGAAGGAAGAACCAAAAAAGAACAAAAAAACAAAAGAGAAAAAUGCAGAGAUUAGCACCAUUGAUGGAAGAACCGAUGGAUCAAGAAGAACAAGAAAGAGGAGGAGGAUCAAUCAGAACGAAAUCAUGGAAGAAAUGGAUAAAGACACAACUGCAGUCUAUGAUCAUUCACAAAAAACCAGAUGCAAAGGUUCUUCUCAGUGUUCUUGGAUGCCCUCUCUUCCCUGUCCCUCCUCUCUCCAAGAUGUCUCUCCAACAGGUAUCAUCGUCAGCACAAUACAUCAUACAACAUUUCGCCGCAGCAACGGGAUGCAAGAAACUCGAAAGAGGAAUCAAAAACACUUUCGUAACUGGAAAAAUUACAAUGACUAUGAUGAAUGACCUCAGUGGCUCAGCCACAGUUAAUGCUUCGCCUGUGUCUCAUAAAGGAUGCUUCGUCAUGUGGCAAAUGCUACCAGAAAAGUGGCUCAUCGAGCUGGUCGGUGGCGGUCAUAAGAUUUCAGCCGGAAGUGAUGGAGAAAUUGCUUGGCGUUAUACACCCUGGCUCGGUGAUCACGCUGCUAAAGGCGCUAUACGGCCUUUGCGACGUACUCUACAAGGGUUGGAUCCUCUAACAAUAUCAUCAGUAUUUUCAUCGGCACAAUUUGUUGGAGAGAAAGAAAUCAAUGGAAAGGAUUGCUUCGUUCUCAAGUUAUCAACCGACCAAACUGAUUUAACAAGACGCAGCGACUCUACGGCUGAGAUGAUCAAACAUGUCGCCUUCGGUUACUUCAGCCAGAAAAGUGGCCUUCUACUUUGCCUUGAAGACUCUUCCCUAACUAGGAUUCAGACACCGGGUAGUCUUCCGACAUACUGGGAGACCUCAAUGUCGUCAUGGAUGGAGGAUUACCGAGCAAUCGAAGGUAGUGAAGUGGUGAUUGCACACUCAGGUAGAACGGAUGUGUUGAUAUCAAGAUUUGGAGAGACUCUCAAGGGAGGAAUCUCUGUGACUCGAAUGGAGGAGAGAUGGACCAUAGAUGAUGUUGCAUUUGACGUGCCUGGCCUAUCCAUAGAUUGUUUUAUUCCUCCUAAGGAGAUGAAGAUGGAUUUUCACCACCAAGACGGUCCAAACACGUUUCCAGAGUUAUUAGAUGAGCGGCAAAAAUUGUAAAAUCAAAAACACCACAAGAAUUAGUAUAGAAAGUUGUAUAAGGGUGAUUUUUAAAUCAAAACGCUUAUGGUCAAAACGUUUAUGGUCAGGUGCUCCGUCUGCUGACUAUCUUGACAUACUAAAACCAGCUGCUUUAUCUUCUGAGAUGA